UGGACAAUUCUACUUGGAAGGUCAGCUCUUAGAGAACUGAAUCAGAUUGAGGCAGAACUGAAUAAAUAUUGGCAGCGAUUAUUAGAAGGGCUUUCUUACUACAAACCUCCCAGUUCAAGUUCAGCAGAAAGAGUGAAAGCUAAUAAAGAUGUAGCGUCACCACUGAAAGAACUAGGCCUACGAGUCAGCAAGUUCUUGGGUCUUGAUGAAGAGCAGAGUGUACAGUUACUGCAGUGUUACCUUCAGGAGGACUACAGGGGGACUCGGGACUCACUAAAGACUGUUCUGCAAGAUGAGAGGCAGAGCCAGGCCUUAACCCUGAAGAUUGCAGAUUAUUAUUAUGAAGAAAGAACCUGCAUUCUUCGUUGUGUCUUACAUCUUCUGACUUAUUUCCAGGAUGAACGACAUCCCUAUAGGGCUGAAUAUGCAGACUGUGUUGACAAACUGGAGAAGGAACUAGUUGUAAAAUACAGACAGCAAUUUGAAGAGCUGUACCGAAUGGAAGCACCGACCUGGGAGACGCAUGGCAAUCUAAUGACUGAGCGCCAGGUGUCUCGAUGGUUUGUUCAGUGCCUCCGGGAGCAGUCCAUGCUGCUAGAAAUUAUUUUCCUCUAUUACGCAUACUUCGAGAUGGCACCUAGUGACCUACUGGUACUAACCAAGAUGUUCAAGGAGCAAGGAUUUGGUAGUAGGCAGACCAAUAGACACCUGGUGGAUGAAACCAUGGAUCCUUUUGUAGAUCGGAUUGGGUACUUCAGUGCCCUUAUCCUAGUGGAGGGCAUGGAUAUCGAGUCCUUGCACAAGUACGCGUUGGAUGACAGGAGAGAGCUGCACCAGUUUGCUCAAGAUGGGCUUAUUUGUCAGGAUAUGGAUCGUGUGAUGUUGACCUUGGGAGACAUUCCACAUCAUGCCCCUGUACUUUUGGCCUGGGCUCUCCUCCGUCACACACUGAACCCUGAAGAGACCAGCAGUGUGAUCAGGAAGAUCGGCGGCACAGCCAUCCAGCUGAAUGUGUUUCAGUACUUGACUCGACUGCUUCGGUCACUGGCCAGUGGGGGAAAUGACUGCACCACGAGCACCGCUUGCAUGUGUGUCUACGGCCUCCUCUCCUUCGCUCUGACCUCACUGGAGCUCCACACGCUGGGCAAUCAACAGGAUGUGAUUGACACAGCGUGUGAAGUCCUGGCAGACCCUUCUCUUCCGGAGCUGUUCUGGGGAACAGAACCAACCUCUGGUCUUGGCAUCAUUCUGGACAGCGUGUGUGGGAUGUUCCCCCAUCUCCUUUCCCCACUUCUACAAUUGCUGCGAGCCCUUGUGUCAGGAAAGUCCACCGCCAAAAAGGUAUACAGUUUCCUGGAUAAAAUGUCCUUCUACAAUGAACUUCAUAAGCACAAGCCCCAUGAUGUGCUCUCUCAUGAAGAUGGAACUCUCUGGCGGAGGCAAACACCUAAACUCCUGUACCCUCUAGGGGGUCAGACCAACCUUCGAAUUCCUCAGGGCACCGUGGGCCAAGUCAUGCUGGAUGAUAGGGCUUACCUUGUACGCUGGGAAUAUUCCUACAGUAGCUGGACUCUCUUCACCUGUGAGAUUGAAAUGCUACUCCAAGUUGUCUCCACGGCAGAUGUGAUCCAGCAUUGCCAGCGGGUGAAACCUAUCAUUGACUUGGUUCACAAGGUCAUUAGCACAGACUUGUCCAUAGCGGACUGUCUGCUGCCCAUCACAUCUCGUAUCUACAUGCUACUGCAGCGGUUGACAACAGUAAUCUCCCCUCCUGUGAAUGUCAUUGCUUCUUGCGUCAAUUGCUUAACUGUCUUGGCUGCUCGGAAUCCAGCAAAGGUCUGGACUGAUCUUCGUCACACAGGCUUUUUGCCAUUUGUGGCCCACCCUGUCUCCAACAUGAUUCAGAUGAUUAGUGCGGAGGGAAUGAAUGCUGGAGGGUAUGGCAACCUUCUGAUGAAUAGUGAACAGCCCCAGGGCGAGUAUGGAGUCACAGUUGCCUUUCUUCGCUUGGUCACCACUCUUGUCAAGGGACAGCUUGGCAGUACCCAGAGCCAAGGCCUGGUGCCAUGUGUGAUGUUCGUGCUGAAGGAGAUGCUUCCCAGCUACCACAAAUGGCGCUACAACUCCCAUGGUGUGCGGGAACUGAUUGGUUGCCUAAUUCUGGAGCUGAUUCAUGCAAUUCUGAACCUGUGCCAAGAGACAGACCUGCAUAGCAGCCACACACCCAGCCUGCCAUCCCUCUGCAUCUGCAGCCUGGCGUAUACAGAAGCUGGACAGACAGUCAUCAGUAUCAUGGGGAUUGGUGUGGACACCAUAGAUAUGGUGAUGGCUGCUCAGCCCCGCAGUGAUGGGCCAGAAGGUCAGGGCCAGGGUCAACUGCUGAUCAAGACAGUGAAGCUGGCGUUCUCUGUCACCAACAAUGUUAUUCGACUGAAACCUCCUUCUAAUGUGGUGUCCCCCCUGGAACAGGCUCUGACACAACAUGGUAUGUAUUUCUCUUCCUCAGCUACAUUGUAUACCUUAGUUUUGGACAUCAGAAGUUGUUCUCAGCUCAUUUCCUUAGACUUGGAAACAAGGGAACUGUACCAUACUUUAUUCUGCCUUCCUGUUGAUGACAUAGUGAUGCUUAAGGAUGAAGAAUGGACAUUGAAGUCAGGUUUCCUUGGUUCAAAUUUAGGUUCAGCCAGCUGUGAAAACCUCAGGCAUAUGUAUGUUCUGCCUCAGACUUCUCAUCCAACAUGGCAUAGUGGUAAAUUCCUGCAAUUUCAGCGAUCUGAACUCAUGUUUUCAUGCUUGUGCAGCAAGCACUUAACUGACCCAUCUCCCCAGCCCUUACUUCUUUGUUUCUUCUGUACAUUGGUUUCACUCCAGAAAUUUAAGUUUGGGUUGUUUUCUUAUUUUCAAUUUCCUGGAAUUUCUCAUUGCCUUUCUGCAGAACUCCUGGAGUUUUUCGAGGCACAGAGCCCUAAACCUGUGUGUUCUGGUCUCCAGGUGGCCCCAAUGUCAGUGUAUGCCUGCCUGGGCAGUGAUGCAGCUGCCAUUCGUGAUGCCUUCCUGACCCGCCUUCAGAGCAAGAUUGAGGACAUGCGCAUCAAAGUCAUGAUUCUGGAGUUCCUUACAGUCGCUGUGGAGACACAGCCAGGUCUCAUCGAGCUCUUUCUGAAUCUGGAAGUGAAGGAUGGCAGCAAUGGCUCCAAGGAAUUCAGCCUUGGUGUGUGGAGCUGUCUCCAUGUGGUGCUGGAGCUGAUUGAUUCCCAGCAACAAGAUCGAUACUGGUGCCCACCCCUCUUGCAUCGUGCAGCCAUUGCCUUCCUUCAUGCCCUGUGGCAAGAUCGUAGGGACAGUGCUAUGCUUGUCCUCAGAACCAAACCCAAGUUUUGGGAGAAUUUAACCAGCCCGCUGUUUGGAACUCUUUCUCCUCCCUCAGAGACAUCUGAGCCCAGCAUUCUGGAGACCUGUGCCCUAAUCAUGAAGAUAAUAUGUUUGGAGAUAUACUACGUAGUUAAGGGUUCAUUAGACCAGUCAUUAAAAGAUACACUCAAGAAGUUUUCCAGCGAGAAACGCUUUGCCUACUGGUCAGGGUAUGUCAAGUCUUUGGCAGUUUACAUGGCUGAAACAGAGGGCAGCAGCUGCACGUCCUUGCUGGAGUAUCAGAUGCUGGUCUCUGCCUGGAGGAUGCUUCUCAUCAUUGCCACCAGUCAUGCCGACAUCAUGCACUUGACUGAUGUGGCAGUGCGGCGCCAGCUUUUUCUUGACGUGCUUGAUGGGACCAAGGCAUUACUCCUCGUUGCAACAUCGGUGAACUGCCUCCGGCUCGGCUCCAUGAUGUGUACACUGCUGCUUGUCCUCCUGCGGCAGUGGAAGCGAGAGCUGGGUGCUGUGGAUAAAAUCCUUGGGCCCUUGACAGAGGUCCUGGAAGGGGUGCUGCAGGCAGACCAGCAGCUCAUGGAGAAGACCAAGGCCAAGGUGUUCUCUGCCUUCAUUACGGUAUUACAGAUGAAGGAGAUGCGAGUAAGUGAUAUCCCGCAGUACUCCCAGCUGGUGCUGAAUGUCUGCGAGACUCUCCAAGAAGAGGUGAUUGCACUCUUUGAUCAGACCCGCCACAGCCUGGCAUCAGGCAGCGCUGCAGAGGACAAGGACAGCAUGGAAACGGAUGACUGCCCUCGGCCUCGGCAUAAGGACCAGCGUGAUGGGGUAUGUGUCCUGGGACUGCAUCUGGCUAAGGAGCUUUGUGAAGUGGAUGAGGAUGGGGACUCGUGGCUACAGGUGACCCGAAGGCUCCCCAUUCUGCCCACACUCCUCACCACCCUGGAGGUGAGCCUCCGCAUGAAGCAGAACCUGCAUUUUACGGAGGCUGCGUUGCACCUGCUCCUCACCCUGGCUCGUACCCAGCAGGGCGCGACAGCAGUGGCUGGAGCUGGCAUCACCCAAAGCAUCUGUUUGCCUCUCUUGAGUGUAUACCAGCUUAGCAGCAAUGGCACAGGACAGACACCCAGCACCUCUCGAAAGUCCCUGGAUGCCCCAUCCUGGCCAGGGGUCUACCGCCUGUCCAUAUCCUUGAUGGAGAGGUUGCUUAAGACUCUACGCUACAAUUUCCUGACUGAGGCUCUAGACUUUGUGGGUGUCCAUCAGGAGCGGACAUUGCAGUGUCUCAAUGCAGUGAGGACGGUACAGAGUCUAGCCUGCCUAGAGGAAGCAGAUCACACUGUGGGCUUCAUCCUACAACUGUCCCAUUUCAGGAAGGAGUGGCACUUCCACCUGCCUCAGCUUAUGCGUGAUGUCCAGGUGAACCUGGGUUAUUUGUGCCAGGCCUGUACCUCCCUCCUACACAGCCGCAAGAUGCUGCAGCACUACCUACAGAACAAAAAUGGGGAUGGCCUCCCCUCAGCUGUCACUCCUCGAGUGCAGAGGCCAGCCACUACCACAGCCACCACCACAGUUGCUACCCCAUCUGGAUGCUCCUCCAAGCAGCCUGUUGCUGACACUGAGGCCUCAGAGCAGCGAGCCUUACACACAGUCCAGUAUGGCCUUCUCAAGAUUCUCAGCAGGACCCUGGCAGCCCUGCGCCACUUCACUCCAGAUGUCUGCCAGAUUCUGCUGGACCAGUCCCUGGAUCUCGCGGAAUACAACUUCCUAUUUGCCCUGAGUUUCACCACUCCCACUUUUGACUCUGAAGUGGCCCCCUCCUUUGGAACCCUCUUGGCCACAGUGAACGUGGCCCUCAACAUGCUUGGAGAGCUGGACAAGAAAAAAGAAUCCCUUACUCAGGCUGUGGGACUCAGCACACAAGCAGAAGGAACCCGAACAUUAAAGUCCCUCCUGAUGUUCACCAUGGAGAACUGCUUCUAUCUGCUCAUCUCCCAAGCAGUACGCUACCUCAGGGAUCCGGCUGUGCACCCGCGGGAUAAACAGCGGAUGAAACAGGAGCUGAGCUCAGAGCUGAGCACGCUGCUUUCCAGCCUCUCAAGAUACUUCAGAAGGGGAACCCCCAGCUCCCCUGCUGCUGGAGUCCUGCCCUCGCCGCAGGGCAAGGCCACCUCUCUCUCCAAAGCCAGCCCAGAGUCUCAGGAGCCUCUGAUCCAGCUUGUGCAAGCCUUUGUCCGACAUGUGCAGAGAUAGGGAGUGGAGCGCCAUCUGCUUGCUGCUCCUUGCCAACCUACACUGCAGCCUGGGCAGAGGGUGCUGCCACCACAGAGCGGGCCACUGAGCAAGCAGCCCCCUUCCUCCUCUUCCCGCCCACCCGCUGACAUUAUUUUUGUAAUAGAUCAAGAGGUCAACAGCAUGGGCAGGGAGCCAAGGGUCUGGGUGCUCAGACUCUACAAUAUCCACAAGAUGGCCCUUUUCCUUCAAGCAUUCCCAUGGCAUGUCACCAGCCAGGGAGGCCCUGGGUGCUGGCAGCACAGGAGAGGCCUGUGUGUAGUGAGAAUUUUCCAUGAUCUAUUCUUGCAGGGUUUAUUUUUUUGUUGUUUUGUUUUUGGUAAUACUGUGGUCUAUUUAUACAAAUAUUAAAGUACUGUUUAUAGA
Messenger RNA from Alexandromys fortis (reed vole), 6024 nucleotides. It is a transcript of the gene Nup188, whose product is annotated as nucleoporin 188. Gene Ontology annotation, molecular function: structural constituent of nuclear pore. The record is from RefSeq and is a predicted model, not a curated record. NCBI's taxonomy places the organism in Eukaryota, Metazoa, Chordata, Mammalia, Rodentia, Cricetidae. The transcript has 42 exons. Gene Ontology annotation, biological process: protein import into nucleus; RNA export from nucleus. Gene Ontology annotation, cellular component: nuclear pore inner ring. The annotation marks the transcript as partial.